Molecule: messenger RNA, 399 nt
Organism: Desarmillaria tabescens
Lineage: Eukaryota; Fungi; Basidiomycota; Agaricomycetes; Agaricales; Physalacriaceae
Exons: 5
Coding region: 1-399 (132 amino acids)
Source: RefSeq, a predicted model, not a curated record
AUGUGCGAGUUUCAAGGGAAGAGACGUAAUCAAGGAAUGGGUGUAUUUGAAGGAACCCUUGCAUGCGUCCCUAAGAAUUCGAAAGGGACUCAGUCAGAAAAGUUUUUUAUUGUGCUGGUGUCAAUGACCUCUGUGGAACACACCGGGUAUGGUCCUGUUCUUACACAAAGUGAUAUGGGCAACGAGAACAGUAACCUGGCUAGGGCACAUAGCUUCUUGCACCAAUGGGCCGACAAGGACUUGGACAAUACCUUGCAGCACCGAUGGAUGGCAGAGAAGAAAAACAUUCCUUCAGAAAUCAGUAUGGACUUUGGCUAUGAAGGAAUCUUUCAGUUUGGCAUUGAGCAAGGCUGGUAUGACCCGAAGGUGCCUCUGGAAGCAUACGUCUCUUCUCUUUAA